Molecule: messenger RNA, 1704 nt
Organism: Erpetoichthys calabaricus (reedfish)
Lineage: Eukaryota; Metazoa; Chordata; Cladistia; Polypteriformes; Polypteridae
Gene: rasl11b
Product: RAS-like, family 11, member B
Exons: 4
Coding region: 175-888 (237 amino acids)
Molecular function (GO): GTPase activity; GTP binding
Source: RefSeq, a predicted model, not a curated record
UUGAAAAGUAGAAGUUAACAGUGAAUGGGAGAGGAGGUGGUAUAAUAUUCGUGCUGGCCACAUAUGGCAUUGGUUAUCUGUGCUUGUCUGAUAGUGGUGCUUCGUUAGCUCUUUACACUCUCAAGGAUUUAACAGUUCCCGAGACGUCUUUUCCUUCUUUCAAUUUUUAAGAAGAUGCGUCUUAUUCAAAAUAUGUCGACUAUAGCGGAAUAUUCUGGCAGCGACUGUCCAGCCGGCAAAGUUAUUAAGAUUGCGGUCAUUGGUGACAGUGGCGUUGGCAAAACUGCUUUGGUGGUGCGCUUUCUAACCAAGAGGUUUAUCGGCGACUAUGAAAGAAAUGCAGGCAACCUGUAUUCCAGGCAGGUCCAGCUUGAUGGUGAACAGGUCGCCAUUCAGGUCCAGGACACCCCCGGCGUACAGAUCAAUGGACACAACUUAAACUGCAAUGAGCAGGUCAACCGAUCCAUCCAGUGGGCAGAUGCAGUGGUUUUGGUCUACUCCAUUACCGAUUAUAAGAGCUUUGAAAUAAUAAGCCACCUUCAUCAACAGGUCCGCCGCACACAUGCAGACCGUGUCCCUGUUGUUAUUGUGGCAAAUAAGGCUGACUUACUGCACAUCAAACAGGUUGAGCCACAGCAUGGACUGAAGCUUGCCAACAUGUUGAGGUGUACCUUCUACGAGGUGUCUGCAAGUGAGAACUAUAAUGAUGUGUACAAUGCCUUUCAUCUCCUCUGCAAAGAAAUUGCAAAGCAACACCAGGUAACCAGCAACACAGAAAAGAGGCGCUCCUCUAUUAUUCCUAGGCCCAAGUCACCCAACAUGCAGGAUUUGAAGAGGAGAUUUAAACAAGCUUUAUCUGCCAAAGUGAGGACUGUAACCUCUGUUUGAAGGGAACAACAAAAGGCUUUUUUGGUGUGGCAGUGAGUUUUCACAUAGUUAAGUGGAGAUUCAACUUUGAUAUGCAAAGCAGCAGCAGUUGCCAUUAGACAAAAGGGAACUGAGUUGCAGGAAGAUUCCAGACUGUAGCGUCCUGAAGAUGGUGGAACAGAGGGAGUACUAUAAUGAUGGAACAAAUGACUCUUAAUGAUUAUGGGUGUAAUGUGCUGCCAAAAGCUAAAUGCCCGCUUCAAGCUGUACAAGUUGCAACAAAUUUGGGUCAGUGUUGUGACAGCUGCGUGGUUAGAGUGGGUAGCCGGGUGGGGGAUCUGCCCUGACGAGUUGAAGUGUGCAGGCUUUCUAGUGAUGCUGCCUGUGUGGGGGUAAGUAAGUGUAAUGUGAAACCUGUACACAAAAUGCAAGUUGGCCUUGCACACAUUAUAGUUGCAGCUACAACGACAGAAUUGCUCCUUUUUUUGUCUGUCUGUAAGACAUUUGUAUUUAACUGUAUUAUAAAAUUAUCGGUGUGCAGUGUUUUUGAAGAGAUUUAAUGCACUUCAGUCCCAGUCCUGAGCUUUUUUUUAAUUCAGCCUUUGUUUCCUUAGAACAAUUAAGUUUGAAUUUUUGCCUACUUUAAGUGGCAUCCACUGUUGGCAGUGAAUGGUUACUUUUUUUGGUAAAUGUCAACAUAGUGUUUUACUGUAAGUGUUUACAGUUGUCAUAUUAAGUUGGUUUCUUCGCACCUUUGAAAACCCUGCCCUUUUAAAUAUGCACUUUAUAAAAAGGCUCAGGGUUCUGUGACUUAUUUAUGUUUACAAUUUUUUUUGU